Verticillium dahliae VdLs.17 is the source of this 674-nucleotide messenger RNA. RefSeq lists its product as uncharacterized. Bases 42 to 527 code for a protein of 161 amino acids. The record is from RefSeq and is a predicted model, not a curated record. NCBI's taxonomy places the organism in Eukaryota, Fungi, Ascomycota, Sordariomycetes, Glomerellales, Plectosphaerellaceae. The transcript has 2 exons.
AUGCGGCGGCUCGGUCUCGUCACCUUCUGCUCCAUGCUCCCAUGCCCCAUGCCCCAUGCCUCCGUCGCCCCCGUCGCCCCCGUCGCCCCCGUCGCCCUCGUCGUGCCCCGUCUGUCGUAUCCCUCUUAGACCAGUAUCUCACCUACCUUUUUGGCAACGUACCACCUGGAUUUAAAUACCCUCUGAGCAAGACUCCUCUGCCGUCCUCUCAAGAUUGCCCUUGCGAACAACAGCUUCUUACCGGGAAGGAUUUGGAAAGGACAAGAAACGUUGACUGGUCUGCUUCUCCUCACUCACUCAACCUCGCUCUCCCUCUCACGCAUCACGGGUCACGGAUGCGAAACAAGCAAACCUCAUUCUCAACGGCUACACAAAACGACACCACUCAUUCGGACUCCCGAACCCACGAAACUGGGGGCGCGCAAACCACACAGCUGCCCAGAAAGAAAAGCAAACCUGAUCCUCUUCAGCAGCAGCUUCAGCAGCAGCUUCAGCAGCAGAUAGAAGGAGGGAUCGUCGCCUUCUAGAAAACCACGCGGGACCCAACGCACCAAGCUAUCUGCCACUGCCAGCCUGUCACGCCUCUUGGCCUUCAAUCUCCGACCUAAGACAUCCUGCAACGGCCAUCACAUCACCACGCAUCACUACCUGGCAAGAACGCAGGAAAAAAAAAG